Messenger RNA from Cyphellophora europaea CBS 101466, 768 nucleotides. RefSeq lists its product as uncharacterized. Lineage: Eukaryota; Fungi; Ascomycota; Eurotiomycetes; Chaetothyriales; Cyphellophoraceae. The record is from RefSeq and is a predicted model, not a curated record. The transcript is spliced from 2 exons. Bases 1 to 768 code for a protein of 255 amino acids.
AUGAGUGACGAGCUUCUUCGCCGUCACGGAGUUGCCCCCACUCGACGAUAUGGCAACGGAUUCGGUGUAUCGUCCGCGGUCAAGGACCGGCUGGUCGAGUUGAUUCUCUUGGACCCGCGACUACGAAUUCAGCUCUCCAAAGAUCGGUGCCGGCAAAUUAUCCAAGAUAUCGAACAGAACGGGAAACGAUGGAGCAGACCAAUUCAGAGAUUGGGCUACGAGAUCUUGCUGCUGAUCCCGGACGAGCUCAGCGAUAGAAGAAUGAAACUCCUUACAGACGGACAAAGGGACUGGCUAAUAAGUGGCUGGAAGACCCGUUUCGUACGACUCAACGAGGCCGAGCGUGAAGAAGUUCAACAGACGCUGGACGUCAUGUUUAUGCCUCAUAUCAAGCCCUAUUUGGAGAUUUACAGUGCCGGAGGAGGCUUUUCGUCCCUCCCGUCUUUGAGAGGAGGCCUCGGUGCGGUCAUACAAGGGACGCUGCAUACGGAGACGGAAGAGCCAGUUGUUGAUGAGCUGAGCGUUGUCAGAGCCCCGUAUUCAAUGGUUACAAGUGAAGGAACAUCUAGUGAUGUCAACACGUCGAGCUCCGAAGUAAACGCACGAUCGUCGGAACUGUUGGACUUGAGUUCCUCUACGACCCCUCUGCAGAGCCUUCUCGGUAUUACUUCAGCGGAUGAGCUCCAGCUAGAAGAUGGCGGGUUGGAAGAUACGAAUCCGGGAUUCUUCGACGAGGCGCUUGCUGCGCCAGAUUACUGCGGCCUGUAG